AUGUUUAUGCUGCGCAAAAUCUUCAACAUUCGUUCAUCUUCCAAGAAAUCAAAGAAGGACAAAGCUCAAACAGACCAUACUUAUUCUUGCCUGGACAAUGCCUCGGCUGGUAACGAUGGCGACGACGCAGAACUCAGUGAUGGUCAAGACACUCAAGGCGAAGAAUCGCGACCAGCAGAAAUUACAGGGCAAAUGUCAUCACCUCGUUACCAAGAUCCAUUAGAGUACUGUGAACACAUCCAAGGAGAGUUCAAACGUGUGCAACAAUCUGUGGCUACAAAAACAAUUGAGAAGUCUCUUACCGAACAGCAGUUGAUGGAAGAGAAGGAGAUCCAGCGCAAACAACUUGCAGAGAUCUUCCGACUAAUGCAAGAGCAAGAGGAACGCUUCGGCAUCGGUAGCAUGGAUGAUAUGAAGGAACAAAUGAAACUGUAUGCUUUGAGUCAGCAGAUUUAA
Molecule: messenger RNA, 456 nt
Organism: Candidula unifasciata
Lineage: Eukaryota; Metazoa; Mollusca; Gastropoda; Stylommatophora; Geomitridae
Source: the annotation of a GenBank genome assembly